Molecule: messenger RNA, 1642 nt
Organism: Dunckerocampus dactyliophorus (ringed pipefish)
Lineage: Eukaryota; Metazoa; Chordata; Actinopteri; Syngnathiformes; Syngnathidae
Gene: aamp
Product: angio-associated, migratory cell protein
Exons: 11
Coding region: 206-1459 (417 amino acids)
Cellular component (GO): cytosol
Molecular function (GO): protein binding
Source: RefSeq, a predicted model, not a curated record
GUCAGAGAAAAUUAUUUACUUGAGAGUAGCAACGUGGGACGACAACUAGGAGAUCAUGUUCUGUUAUUUUUGACAUACCGUACACUUUACGUACUUUUGUACAUUUGUGUGUGUGUGUUUUCUUUUAACAAAAUACAGUGAGACAUUGCAAAGGCAGUCCUCGCGGUUGAGUGGUUGUUCUGCUCGCGUUAAGGGCGCUGACAGCAUGGCCAACACGGAGCAAAAUUCGUUCGAUCUUCACGGAGACGAAGAAAUAAUUGAAGUCAUUGACCUUAACGACACCGAGGCAACUCCAGACGACUUGGCAGACGACUUGGAGGAUGUGGACUUUGGGGAGCCUUCUGCUGCCUACAACGACGAGGGCUGGGAGACGGAGGAUGAGAUGGAGGCGGAGGCGGAGCAGGAUGACAGUGAGAUGACCUUCUCCAGGCACACCGGCUCCGUGUUUUGCGUCAGCUUGGACCCGGCCACCAACAGCCUGGCGGUGACGGGAGGAGAGGAUGACAAGGCGUAUGUGUGGAGGGUGAGCGACGGCCACGUUGUGUUCGAGUGCACGGGACACAAAGACUCGGUCACGUGCGCCAUGUUCAGCCAUGACUCCUCCCUGGUGGCCUCGGGCGACAUGAGCGGCAUGAUCAAAGUCUGGAAAGUGGAGACCAAACAGGAGAUCUGGUCUUUCCAAGUGGGAGAUCUGGAGUGGCUGGAGUGGCACCCCUAUGCUCCAGUGCUGCUAGCAGGAACUGAUGAUGGCAACGUGUGGAUGUGGAAGAUCCCCGGCGGUGACUGUAAAACGUUUCAGAGUUCUUCGUGCCAAGCCACCAGUGGAAAAAUCCUUCCUGAUGGUAAACGUGCUGUGGUGGGUUAUGAGGACGGGACGGUGCGCUUGUGGGAUCUGAAGCAGGGCAACACCAUCCACGUCAUCAAAGGUCAGGAUGGACACAAGGGGGCGCUGACGUGCCUCGCAUGCAGCAAGGACGGCUCUCUGGUGCUCACGGGCUCGGUGGACGGCCGUGCAAAGCUGGUCAACACUGCAGCCGGCAAGGUGGUGGGAGUGUUCUCUCUGGAGGGGGGCAAAGCCACAGGGCGGAGGGACGAGGACGAGUCCAACUCUGUGGAAUCCGUGGGAUUCUGCAACAUCCUUCCCCUCAUCGCCGUGGCAUACCUGGACGGCACCUUGGCCAUUUACGAUCUCUCCACGCAGGUCCUGCGACACAGCUGCCGACAUGAGACGGGCAUCGUUCACCUACAGUGGGAGGAGUCUUCUUCUGUGGUGUCUACCUGCAGUUUAGAUGGAGCGCUGCGGCAGUGGGAUGCUCGCUCUGGCUACAUGGUGUCCGAGUACCGUGGCCACGCUGCAGAGAUCCUGGACUUCACCAUGAACAGGGAGGCCACGCUGGCAGUCACUGCAUCAGGAGACAACCAAGCCAAAGUCUUCUGCCUCCAAAGACCCGAUCGGUAAAAAAAAAACAAAAUGUGAGAGCUUAGGAAAGACAGCUGAAAUUGUCAGGAAUCAGGACAGCAUCUUUUCUCUCCCGGUGUGGCCCGGUGGAGGAAGAGAUGUGUGCAGUCACUUGUCUUCCCUGUCCAACCUUUACCUUCAUCUUCUGACCUGUCAGCUCACAUGUAAAUACAGCAUGAGAAA